AUGUCCAACUACGGCCCCAUCACGAGUUCGGGCACUGUGACUUCAUAUCUCCCGCUGACCAGCGCAUGGUCGGCGCCAGCCCAGUGCUCGUCCCUUUUUCUCAAGGCCGGCGACAACCUCUUCCUUAACUCCCCGCAAUACGACCAGGUUGUGCCUGGAGCCCCAGAAUGCAACCCCCCCGAGCUCUCUCCAUGGUGGUACCAGAGCCUGGAUACAGCCUCGCCGACAGCAACGCUGCUGGGAGGGUAUGAGUUUGUGUGUCCGGCGGCGUAUACCACUGUAUUCUCAUGGGUGACUGCCGAGACGACGACAAUUGGCUGCUGUCCAUCUGCUUAUAGUUAUGCUGGUACAUGGUGGAGAGCCGGCUUCCCUUCUCAAUGCGAGUCCUCGAUUCCCACCGGUACAAUUACCUUCGUCCAACCCGGUUCAGGGACUGUCUACACAACCACAAGCGAAUUUAUAUCAACUCCCUCGGUGGUAUGGGGGGUGCAAGUCAAUGGGUUUAAAAUCCAGCCGCCGCAAACAAGCGCUGCUACUACUACGACGACGACGACGACGUCAGCAGGAGUAUCGCAGUCUACGCAGACCAGUAGCACAUCUUCAGCUACUUCUUCGUCGACAUCCUCAUCCUCUUCUAAGCUAUCAACGGGGUCUAUCGUUGGGAUUGUCACGGGAUCGGUAAGUGCAGUAGCGACUGUCCUGGGCUUGGUGUUUAGAGUGUAUAAGUGGAAGCAGAAGCAGAGGCAGUCAACUCAGGAGAGAGGCCAAGAUGGCAUGACUGGUGUUUCUUUUGGGAAAGAGAUGAUGGGGAGGUUGUGCGCGAACUGUGGUACGACCACCACUACUCAAUUCUGCACGAAAUGUGGCGCACGAGCCUGA
This is a messenger RNA of Talaromyces proteolyticus, 879 nucleotides long. RefSeq lists its product as uncharacterized. Lineage: Eukaryota; Fungi; Ascomycota; Eurotiomycetes; Eurotiales; Trichocomaceae. Bases 1 to 879 code for a protein of 292 amino acids. The transcript is spliced from 2 exons. The record is from RefSeq and is a predicted model, not a curated record.